GUGAAGCUUAGAAGAGCCGGAACCCGGGAGCGAGAGAAGCGAAAUGACAUUUCCUCUUUAAAUAGCUGGAGCCGGGGCCCCGUGGAGAAAUGGCCGCGUCGGCAGAUUUAAGUAAGUCUUCCCCAACACCGAAUGGGAUUCCAUCUUCAGACACAGCCAACGAUGCCAUGGACCCCUUGCAUGCGUGCAGUAUUCUUAAGCAACUCAAAACAAUGUACGAUGAAGGACAGUUGACAGACAUUGUAGUGGAAGUGGAUCACGGGAAAACAUUUUCCUGUCAUAGAAACGUUCUUGCUGCAAUCAGCCCUUACUUCAGAUCCAUGUUCACUAGCGGCCUUACAGAAAGUACUCAAAAAGAAGUUCGAAUAGUUGGUGUUGAAGCUGAAUCAAUGGAUUUAGUGUUGAACUAUGCCUACACCUCCAGAGUGGUUCUGACAGAGGCCAAUGUUCAAGCCUUGUUCACUGCAGCUAGCAUCUUCCAGAUUCCUUCCAUCCAAGACCAAUGUGCUAAGUACAUGAUCAGUCAUUUAGACCCACAGAAUUCUAUUGGGGUCUUCAUCUUUGCUGAUCAUUACGGUCAUCAGGAACUCGGAGAUCGAUCAAAAGAAUACAUUCGUAAAAAGUUCCUGUGUGUCACCAAAGAACAAGAGUUUCUCCAGUUGACAAAAGAUCAACUGAUAAGUAUCCUAGACAGUGAUGAUUUAAAUGUAGCCCGAGAAGAGCAUGUUUAUGAAAGCAUCGUAAGGUGGUUUGAACAUGAACAGAAUGAAAGAGAAGCGCAUCUUCCAGAAAUUUUUGCCAAAUGCAUACGUUUUCCUCUGAUGGAAGAUGCCUUUAUAGAGAAAAUUCCACCUCAGUUUGCACAGGCUGUCGCCAAAAGCUGUGUAGAAAAGGGCCCAUCCAAUACCAAUGGCUGCACACAGAGACUUGGAAUGACUGCAUCUGAAAUGAUCAUAUGUUUUGAUGCUGCCCACAAACACUCAGGAAAGAAGCAAACAGUGCCUUGUCUAGAUAUCGUCACAGGAAAAGUGUUUAAGCUAUGCAAACCACCAAAUGAUCUAAGAGAAGUUGGGAUCCUUGUAUCACCAGAUAAUGACAUUUACAUUGCAGGAGGGUACCGGCCCAGCAGCAGCGAGGUCUCCAUCGACCAUAAGGCAGAAAAUGAUUUCUGGAUGUAUGACCAUUCCACCAAUAGGUGGCUUUCCAAACCCCCCUUGCUGCGAGCCAGAAUAGGCUGCAAACUGGUGUAUUGCUGUGGUAAGAUGUAUGCAAUUGGAGGUCGUGUUUAUGAAGGUGACGGGAGAAACUCACUGAAAUCCGUGGAGUGCUAUGACAGCAGAGAGAAUUGCUGGACCAGCGUUUGCGCAAUGCCUGUUGCAAUGGAGUUUCAUAACGCUGUGGAGUACAAAGAGAAGAUCUAUGUUUUACAGGGAGAAUUUUUCCUCUUCUAUGAGCCUCAAAAAGACUACUGGGGUUUUUUAACCCCCAUGACUGUGCCUAGAAUCCAGGGCUUAGCAGCUGUAUACAAGGACUCUAUCUACUACAUAGCUGGAACCUGUGGAAAUCAUCAACGUAUGUUUACUGUAGAAGCCUAUGAUAUUGAGCUAAAUCAAUGGACUCGGAAGAAGGACUUUCCAUGUGAUGAGUCCAUAAAUCCGUACCUUAAACUGGUACUUUUCCAGAAUAAACUGCACUUAUUUGUUCGAGCUACUCAAGUGACCGUUGAAGAACAUGUCUUCAGAACCAGCAGGAAAAAUUCCCUUUACCAAUAUGAUGACAUCACUGACCAAUGGAUGAAAGUAUACGAGACCCCAGACAGGCUCUGGGACCUUGGCCGGCAUUUUGAAUGUGCUGUUGCUAAACUCUAUCCUCAGUGUCUUCAGAAAGUACUUUAAUGAGUAGCAGGCCUUAGUGAGCUCACUGGCAUCUUGUGCUUGGGGAAACUUCAGUCUUUCAUGAUCCAAGAAGUGCUGUCAGUAUUUAAGAAGCUGAGAGAGUUUGUACAUGGCAAUGGGUGCUCUUAAAGAUUACAGUGUAAGGAGUGAUUUCUUUUCAUCCUUGUGAUGUUUUCAUUUCAUUAAGCAAAAGGUAACAAAGUGCAAUUAUCAGCCUUUUUUUUUUUUCUGGUAUAAAAGUAAUCAUUUUCAUUCUAGAAUUUUGUGGUAAUUCAUCACUGAGAUACCAGAUGAAUCAACAACUAUGCACUCUUAUAAGAGCAGUUAGGGUAUUAUGGUUAGAGACAUCCAAACUAGUCUGAUGUGACUUUUUAUUUUAAAUACGGGUAAAAAUUUGAGGCAAUAUCACUAGGCCUUUAGCUGUGACCUCUCCAACACAGAGAAGCACUAACUUAGAUCCUCAUUCUCUCUAUAUAUUUGUGUACUGUUUUCAAGCGUACUGAGAUUUAAAUGUGUUUUUAGCGUAGGUUGAAGGAAAACAAAUAUGUCUGAGAAAGAGCUUUUAGUCUGAUUGUUUCAUAUUUCCCAUGUAACUUUAAGUUAAGCUAAAGUUUUAGGGUAGCAGUUUUUUUUUGUUGUUGAUAACUUUUUCAAGUGCUCACACUGUCUCAUUAUUUACAAAUCCCGAAAAGGGCUUACAUUCACAGGUGGCUGGUGCUAGUAUAAGUGAAUUCAUGUGUCUUUCUAGAUAGGUUUAAAUUGUCUGAGCCUGUGCUUACCUUUCAAGUUGGUAUGCUGGUUUCGUGGCAUAGUACUUUACCUGUUGAACUCCUGUGAUUUCACAAGAUUCUCUGCUUACAUGAUAGCAAGAUCUCUAACUGGACUCAGUUUUAGAAUAAUGAGAACAUGACACUCAGUUUGCACUAACACGGGCCAUUUUGUUGCCCUACCUCCUUUCCCAUCUUCCCCCCCCCCCUCCAUCCCCUCAUUAUCGGUACAGUGAAAGGUAACUUAUUUCUCUUCUGCACAGAGCAUAAUGUGAAGUUUUAUACCUGCUUUUACAAUUUUGUUUUCUAAAAACUUAAAACUCCUGCAGUGGUCUAAUUUAAUGGCUUUUAAGUUACAUAUGACCAUUAAAACCUCACUUUUUUUUUGUUUUCUCAUUUUUGCACUUAAUAGUAAUGUAUAUUUUUACAUUGAAAACCUUGUUCUAGCUGAAGGUGAUUGAGAAGGAAAGGGUGAGUGAGUAGAACCAUAGCAUUGUAGGUACUAAAUCACUUUUCAUAUUGAGUGGAUGAAUUUCUAACAAUCAAUAAUAGUAAUAAAAAGGUAAUAGUACUAUAAAGGACAAACCAACUCAUUUGUAAUAAUCUAAGGUGGAUAUUUGGAUCAGUAACUUGUUUUUUUACUAUGCCUAGAAUAAUUGAUAAAGGAUAUAGGGAUAGCCCAGAGUCUAUCCUCAAGUAGAACAUUUUGAUUCUCUUAAAGAAAACAGACUGGCAUGGUUUGUAUUAAAAACUCUUGCACAAGUUGUAAUGUGAUACUGUGAAACAAAUUUAAAACAUUGCCUCUUUGCAUCACAUACCUCGUUUUUCAGAAACUUUCCAAACUGCUUGUCCUUGACCUCUACAAGUAAGGAACGUUUUCUGAAGCAGAAUUUAAAGUGGACAGCAUUUAUAGAAUUAACAUUUUAAAAUCUAGUCUUAGGAAGUUGGAUAUGUGGUUUCUUAUUGGCCUUGAUAAUAUGUCUAUAAUCUCUUUAUAACCUUUGUCAACCACCUGUUUUUUUCUCUCUAGUUUUUCUUCUGUUUUUCUUUAUCUACAUGUUGUUGUGGGGCUUUU
Molecule: messenger RNA, 3737 nt
Organism: Mirounga angustirostris (Northern elephant seal)
Lineage: Eukaryota; Metazoa; Chordata; Mammalia; Carnivora; Phocidae
Gene: KBTBD8
Product: kelch repeat and BTB domain containing 8
Exons: 4
Coding region: 90-1895 (601 amino acids)
Biological process (GO): neural crest cell development
Molecular function (GO): protein binding
Source: RefSeq, a predicted model, not a curated record